Messenger RNA from Metarhizium album ARSEF 1941, 744 nucleotides. RefSeq names its product Low affinity iron permease, Fet4. The transcript has 3 exons. The coding region runs from base 1 to 744 and encodes 247 amino acids. The record is from RefSeq and is a predicted model, not a curated record. Gene Ontology annotation, biological process: transmembrane transport. Lineage: Eukaryota; Fungi; Ascomycota; Sordariomycetes; Hypocreales; Clavicipitaceae.
AUGCCCAAGACCCGGGGUUUGAGAAAUGGAUCGACUGGUUUGCUGAGCCGCUGGCAUCUAUCUCAAGCCGAGGACAUCGAAAAGGAAAAGUCACAGCGUUUCACUCUCGGGUCUGGUGCCGCGGAGGAAAAGCACAUUGCGGCCGUCGUCGGCGAGCCCAAGGAAGAUUCCGAGUCUCCCGUCAACAUCGCCGGCUACAUGACUCCGACAAAGCCCGGUAGACUCGACCGAUGCCUCGACGCCCUCGUCACUGCCUCCGGAUCCGAGCCUAUCUUACCCAUUCUCGCUGCCGGCCUUCUGGCUUGGGCUUUCGCCGGAACUCGAUACGGCGAGCAAGUCUACUGGGCCGGGCUGGCUUCCAACCACUUGCCCUGCCUUUCUCGGCCACUUUCCCACUAUCUGCAUGCCGGCCACACCAGUCAGUGGGAGGGGGCUGCGCCGGAAACCGUCAAGCUAAAGGAUGCAGUCGUGCCUGACGAGAUCGGCGUACCCGCGCCAGAGAAGGCCACAGUCAACCUCAGCUCCGUCAAUCGGCUAUCUAACGCCAUGGGCAUCAUCUGUGCGCACGAGUUUGCCGUCAUCUGGGGCGUGGUAGUCGCCAUGGCGCUGGUCGUCGGUGCGAGUACAAUGGCGUGGACCAACACGGGGCAGCUGCUCUGCCAUAUUCCGCCCAGUAGUAUCGUUGAAACAUUCUUGAUGGUGAUUCUCAUCGCGGCCCGUAACUUCGCCGAGGCUGCCUGGUGA